UCACACCACUUCCUCUUUCAAAAAAACACAAGGAACAAAUUCUAAAACAAAGGAGAAGGAAAAGUUACUGCAGUACUAGGUAGCAAUGGUUGUUAUUACCGAAAUAACAGACCGAGAUAUACGGACCGUGAGCGGAUCAUGGGGAAUCGGGGCUGAUGGUAGCUGGGUUUUCAUCCCGAACCCACAUAACGCCGUUAGACGGAUGAGCAUUCGUGAGGGGGAGAAAGUAGCUGUUGUUCGACAGUUAGUUCGGGAAGCCUAUGGAUUAGAGUACGUGGGAUGUGAACUUCAUAUGUCAUACCAGUGGCCUGAUUGGAUGGAUAUGGAAGGUGAUUUUGGGGGCAGGACGCGGCCUGUCCCGAUAACGACGGAUGAGACGAUGUCCAUGUACCUGACUAUGCGUUUUGAGUUGGAAGAUUUAAGCUUGUUUGUAUCCAAAGUUAACGUAGAGGGAGGUUUUAGUGGAGAAGGAAGUAGUAACACGACGAGUUAUGGUCUACCAGACAAAGGCAAAACGCCUUUACACUGUGAUGAGCCUCCCUCUCCUCAUCACGAUCCCAUGCUCUUGCGAAGGCUAAUGAAUGAUGAUGCGGUGCUUCGCUGGAUAAGCUCUACUCAGCCUGCCGGGGGAACCGUGGGAGAAUCUUCGUCAAACAUUCAAUCAGUACCACCAAGGACAAACAAUGAGCGAGUUUUUACUAUCUCAUCCAGCGAUGAUAGUGACACUGAAGAUGGAAAUGAGGCUGAAGACUCACAAUUUGUUGAGGCAGAUUUACUUGCAAAUCUUGGUAUGCCAUCAAUAAAUCUGGCUGACGAUAUAGACGGUUCAGAAAGUCAAAGUGGAGGAGGUGCUGACGAAAAUAGCAUAAGAGAGACGAUUACAGAGUGUAAUUUCUUUGGCCCUUGUGCAACCGAGAUGGAUGGACCAUUACGUGGACACUUGGAUCUCCAUGUCCCGCUGCAGGAGGCUCUAGAGGACAUGUGUCUGAACUUUGCAUUUUUCAACCGGGAUGCUGCACCGACCUUAGAUGACCAAGGCGAGGAAGGCCGUGUAGGGAUGGAAUUAGCUAUCCGCGAUGUCCAGUAUGAAGGCGACGAACUUUUCGUGGGCCGUGUAUUCAAAAACAAGCAAGACUGUAAUGUGAAAAUAGCUGUGCACGCACUGAAUCGCCGUUUCCAUUUCCGUCGUGAUCGCUCUACCAAGAAAAUACUAACUCUCACUUGCGUUUCCGACUCCUGCUCGUGGCGUGUCUACAUAGUGAGAUUGGAAGAUUCUGAAAAUUAUCAAAUUCGAAGUGCUACACUUGAACACACUUGCACCGUCGAGGAAAGAAGCAAUUACCACAAGCAAGCCACUACCCGCGUGAUUGGUAGCAUAAUGAAAUCAAAGUAUGAGGGGAACACUAGAGGUCCACGGGCAAUUGACCUACAGCGUCUUCUGCUGGCUGAUCAUUCGGUGAGGAUUUCUUAUUGGAAGGCAUGGAAAUCACGAGAACUUGCUUUGGAGGGAGCAAAAGGAUCAUCAGCAAAUAGCUUUUCUCUACUACCUGCAUACUUACAUGUACUACGAGAGGCUAACCCUGGAUCCCUUGUUGAACUUAAAACAGAAGUGUAUCCGAAGUCAAGGCAUGGAGCUUGCGUGGUUCAUCUCCAGCGAAACAUUGCUUCUGCCUACAAGAAAAAAAACCUGCUGUUCCACGUUUCCAGAGCUGCUAGAGCAUAUAGGAUUUGUGAUUUCCAUACCUACUUCAAUGAGAUUAUAAGGAUGGAUCCGGCUUGUGCAGCCUACCUAGAGUCAGUUGGCUUUAGUCACUGGACAAGGGCAUACUUUUUAGGUGAACGUUACAACGUUAUGACCAGCAAUGUUGCGGAGUCGUUGAACGCAGUGUUGAAGGAAGCGCGUGAACUCCCAAUCAUUUCCCUUAUAGAGUUCAUUCGCACAACCCUAAUGACCUGGUUUGCGAUGAGGCGCGACGCGGCCAAAUCUGAAACUUCAUCAAUGCCACCAAAGAUGAGAGAAGUGGUGCAUCGGAACUUUGAGAAGUCGGUGCGAUAUUCUGUUAGGCGCAUUGACCGGUAUGACUAUGAGAUUCGAGGAGAUAGUUCGAGUGUUUUUCAUGUUAGGCUUUUGGAACGCACGUGCUCUUGUAGAGAAUUUGAUUUGCUACAUCACCCUUGCCCGCACGCAAUAGCUGCAGCAGUUGCAGAGAGUGUCCCCAUCCAAGGGUUAAUGGCGCCAGAGUACUCUGUUGAGAGUUGGAGGAUGUCGUACCAAGGCACAAUAAAACCUGUGCCUGAUGUAGGAGAUGUGUUUCCUUUGCCUGAACAAAUAGCUUCUCUACAACUAUUCCCACCGUCAACGCGCAGGCCACCGGGUAGACCAAAAAAGAAGAGGAUAACAUCAAGAGGAGAGUUUAAGGAAGCAAUGGUUGUUAUUACCGAAAUAACAUCCCGAGAUAUACGGACCGUGAGCGGAUCAUGGGCUAUCGGACCAGAUGGUAGCUGGGUUUUCAUCCCCAACCCACAUAACGCCGUCAGACGGGUCAGUAUUCGAGAUGGGGAGAAAGUAGAUGUUGUUCGAGAGUUAGUGAGGGAAGCCUAUGGAUUGGAGUACGUCGGACGUGAACUGCACAUGUCAUACCAGUGGCCUGAUUGGAUUGGGACGCCGCCAGUCCCUAUAAAGACGGAUGAGGCGAUGUCUGUGUACAUGAAUAUGCGUUUUGAGUUGGCAGAUUUGAGCUUGUUAGUGUCCCUCGUUAACGUGGAGGAAGGUUUUAGUGGAGAUGGAAGCAGUAACGCGCCGACCCUAAAUGAACAAGGGGAAGAAGGUAAAUGUGGCAUAUUGUAAAAAAAGUCGUAAACUAAUUUCGUAAAAACAAGUCGUUUUGGUAGUUUAUAUGUAAAAAACAAGCAUGUCAGUU
Arabidopsis arenosa is the source of this 2921-nucleotide messenger RNA. The record is from the annotation of a GenBank genome assembly. Lineage: Eukaryota; Viridiplantae; Streptophyta; Magnoliopsida; Brassicales; Brassicaceae.